Sporisorium graminicola is the source of this 3375-nucleotide messenger RNA. RefSeq lists its product as uncharacterized. Gene Ontology annotation, cellular component: plasma membrane. Bases 1 to 3375 code for a protein of 1124 amino acids. Gene Ontology annotation, molecular function: ATP binding; P-type calcium transporter activity; ATP hydrolysis activity. The transcript has a single exon. Gene Ontology annotation, biological process: intracellular calcium ion homeostasis; calcium ion transmembrane transport. NCBI's taxonomy places the organism in Eukaryota, Fungi, Basidiomycota, Ustilaginomycetes, Ustilaginales, Ustilaginaceae. The record is from RefSeq and is a predicted model, not a curated record.
AUGGUUCACGGUCAUGGCUGCGACUCUGCUCCUGGCAAAGGAUCUGCACAGCCCCAACCGCUCGGUGGAGACCAAGCUCGUGCCACCUCAGACGCUGAAGAACCCCCUUGUAGUGGUUACUCCCACUCUGCUCAACAACAUCAACAACAACAACACCACCAUCCUCAGCAGCACCAUGCCGAGAAAGUCCAUCAGCUUGACCUGCAGCAUGUCGUCGACGUCCCUCUCGACUCGGUCAGCGGCACACCUUCGACGACUCCCAGUCGUCGAUCCUCCACCGUUGCCGCAACGCUUGAUCUGCAUCAACCGCAUUCCCUAGAAGCGGAACAGUUGAUCUCCCAAUUUUCAAGUAACAUCACCACCGGUCUCUCCCAGGAUCAGGCGGCCGCUCGCCUCGCCGAGAAUGGCCCCAACCAGCUCAACGAGACCAACAAGGUCAGCGCCACCUCGAUCCUCAUCCGUCAGAUGGCCAAUGCGCUGACGCUCGUGCUGCUCGCCGCCAUGGCGCUGUCGUUCGGUGUCAAGGACUGGGUCGAGGGUGGCGUCGUCACUGCCGUCAUCGUCACCAACGUUCUCAUCGGCUUCAUCCAAGAGUACAAGGCCGAACGCACCAUGGCGUCGCUCCGCACGCUCUCGUCGCCCAACACCAACGUACUCCGAGACUCGGCUAUCAGACAGUUGCCUUCCAAGGAUCUUGUUCCUGGUGACAUUGUCCACUUCCGUGCCGGCGAUCUCGUUCCCGCCGACGUGCGGCUCGUCACCAUCAGCAACCUCGAGAUUGACGAAGCUCCUCUCACAGGUGAAUCGGUACCCGCGAUCAAGACCACCGCACCACUCACCCGGCCCCACCUUGGCCCCGCUGACCGAACCAACCUGGCUUACGCCGGCACGACGGUCACCAAAGGUCGCGCUGUAGGUAUCGUCAUUGCCACCGCGAUGAACACGCAGAUCGGUCAGAUUGCCACCGCUCUAUCCAAGAAGUUUUCUAAAGAGGACGGCGAAUGUCCUUGGUACAAGCGCACUUGGAACUCUAUCGCCACCUUCCUCGGUGUUCGCGAAGGCACGCCACUGCAGAUCAAGCUCAACAAAUUUGCUUACGUGCUCUUGUUCCUCGCCAUCGUCUGCGCCAUUAUCGUCUUUGGUGUCGCCGAGUUCGACAUCAACAACGAGGUCAUUUUGUAUGCCAUCGCUCUCGGAAUCGGUGUCAUCCCCGAGUCUCUUGUCGCCGUCCUCACCAUCACGUUUAGUGUCGGCGCCAAGCGGAUGGCUGAGAGCAAUGUGGUCGUUCGUCGCCUCGACGCCCUCGAGGCACUCGGUGGUGUCACGGACAUCUGCAGUGACAAGACCGGCACGCUUACGCAAGGCAAGAUGGUCGUCCGUCAGGGCUGGUCGUUUGCAGACGGCAAGCAGCAAAGCUUCGACGUCGAGCAGACUGGAGCCACUGCCUUCGAGCCCAAGGGGCGAGUGGUCCUGCCUCCUUCUGUCGACGCCGAACCUCAGCCUGUCGAGCACGACCAGCUGCCAGGAUCUAUCCGCAACCUCGCCACCGCUGCGUCGCUCUGCAACAUCGCCGAGAUCGAACAGCUCGAAGACGGUAGCUGGACCGCUCGUGGUGAUCCCACCGAGAUUGCGCUCCAAGUGUUUGCCACCAAGCUACACAUGUCGCGAGACUCGCUCACGCAUGUUGACUGUCCCAGAUACAGCCACGAGCUGGAAUUCCCCUUCGACAGCACUCUGAAGCGCAUGACGAGCGUCUACCGUCGCAACAAUCAGACUGUGCCCGAUCGAGUCUUUCUCAUGAAGGGCGCCGUAGAACAGGUCCUCGCUUGCUGUCAUACUACAGAUGAGACGGCUCGAAAGAUCAUUCUGGAGCACGUAGAGACAAUGGCUUCGCAGGGUUUGCGCGUGCUUGCCUUUGCCGAACGAUGCAUGGAUGACGUGCAGUAUAAAGACGAGAGCUCUCGCACUCGGUCUGCCUCGAACGCUGAGGACGCCGACGAGUUCGGCACCAUCAGCACGAGCGAGAAGAAGGUCACUGACGGUAAGGACGCAGGUCAGGGUCUGUCGCGCGCUGCUGCCGAGCAGGACUUUGUGUUUGUGGGUCUGUUGGGCAUCUACGAUCCUCCAAGAGCCGAGACUCGUGCGGCCGUCGAAGCCUGCAAACGCGCCGGUAUCGUGGUGCACAUGCUCACUGGUGAUCACCCUGCCACGGCCCAUGCCAUCGCCAAGGAAGUCGCCAUCGUCGACGGUACCGAGGGCGCUUCGGCAGUUAUGACCGCGGCGCAGUUUGACGGCUUGACGGAUUCCGAGCUCGAUGCGCUCGAGGACCUUCCUCUCGUGGUCGCGCGCUGCUCGCCGGCCACCAAGGUACGAAUGAUUGCUGCAGGCAAGCGACGCGGCCGCUACCUUGCCAUGACGGGCGAUGGUAUCAACGAUGCUCCCUCGCUCAAGCAGGCGCCUGUUGGAAUAGGAAUGGGCACGGGCACGGAUGUUGCCAAGGAUAGCUCGGACCUUGUGCUUACCGAUGACCGAUUCGACUCGAUCGUCAAGGGAAUUCGCGAAGGCCGAGCAAUCUUUGACAACAUCCAGCGUUUCCUCAUCGGUCUGUUGGUCGCCAACGUCGCCGAGGUGCUUCUGCUUCUCUGUGGUUUGGGUGUCCGCGACGCCGACGAAGAAUCAGUGUUCCCUUUGGCUCCCGUGGGUAUCUUGUGGGUCAACAUGGUGACCGCAUCUCUGCCAGCCAUCGGUCUCGGCCUCGAGCCUGGCGAGAGCGACAUCAUGGAGCGCCCGCCUCACGAUCUGCGUGCUGGUGUGCUCAGCCGCGCUGUCAUUGUCGACACGCUGGUCUACGGCACGACGAUGGGCAUCACGUGUCUGGUCGCCUUCCUGCUCAUGAUUUAUCCGAUCGGCGGUGGCAAGAUUGCGCUCGACUGCAACCACUCGUCGGCAGCGUCAUGCGAGCCUAUCUUCCAAGCGCGAUCUGCGGUGUUCACGACAUUGACGCUGCAGCUGCUGCUCAUUUGCUGGGAGCUGAUCAGUAUGGAAAAGUCCUUCUUCAGCAUGUCACCCGCCAAGCAUCUGUGGAAGAACCCGAUGCUGCUCUGGUCGGUGGUGUUUGGCAUUGCCACGAUCCCGAUCGCGCUGUACGUGCCCAAGUUCAAUACGGACGUUUUCCGGCAUGCACCGAUGGGCGGUGCUGGCUGGGGCAUGUCGAUCGCAAUGACGGUGGCGUUUCUUGCCAUCGUCGAGUUGUGGAAGGCGCUGGCACGACGAGGUCGCUGGCCAUGGCUAGCAAGGAUCUCGGGUGGUCAGCGUGGUCUCGCUCGCCGUCAGGCCAAGAAGCAGCUCGGUGAGAAGCCGAUGGGCCCGGUCUAG